This is a messenger RNA of Erinaceus europaeus (western European hedgehog), 7826 nucleotides long. It is a transcript of the gene DEPTOR, whose product is annotated as DEP domain containing MTOR interacting protein. Bases 341 to 1573 code for a protein of 410 amino acids. The record is from RefSeq and is a predicted model, not a curated record. NCBI's taxonomy places the organism in Eukaryota, Metazoa, Chordata, Mammalia, Eulipotyphla, Erinaceidae. The transcript is spliced from 9 exons. Gene Ontology annotation, biological process: intracellular signal transduction; negative regulation of TOR signaling. Gene Ontology annotation, molecular function: protein binding.
AUCCAGAAGGCCACAGUUUGAGCUUUUAUGGAUAAAACAAAGGGAACCACAGAAUUUUGACCUCCACCAGCACAUUGUGCAGAAGUAGAGCCCCGUCCAGAUGUUUAUAUUUUCCUCGCUCGGCCCCUCCCCGCAACACGCGGGCCUUUGACCACGCCCUCAAGCGGGUGUUCUGUGGCGCCUCAGCCUACCCGCAGGGAUUCCCCUUUUAACCAGUCGCAGCCCAGCAAAAGGACUGCCCUUAACCAAGAUGGCGGGAGAGUCCUCAGUGAGGGCAGGCUGAUUCAACACCCGAAACCGCGGCGGACAGCCCAGGCAGCGCUAGCAGCUUGCCGCGACCAUGGAAGAGAGCGGCGGCAGCUCGGGCUGCAGCGGCAGCGACGGCGGCAGCAGCGGGAGCUGCGGUGCGCAGCAGCGGGAGCUGGAGCGCAUGGCUGAGGUCCUGGUGACCGGGGAGCAGCUCCGGCUCAGGCUGCAUGAAGAAAAGGUUAUUAAAGAUAGGAGACAUCAUCUCAAAACCUACCCGAACUGUUUUGUCGCAAAAGAACUGAUUGACUGGCUGAUAGAGCACAAAGAGGCUUCUGACAGAGAGACAGCAAUUAAGCUCAUGCAGAAAUUAGCAGACCGGGGCAUUAUCCAUCAUGUGUGUGAUGAGCAUAAGGAAUUCAAGGAUGUCAAACUCUUCUACCGCUUUAGAAAGGAUGAUGGCACCUUCCCAUUGGACAAUGAAGUGAAAGCCUUCACAAGAGGACAGAGGCUCUAUGAGAAGCUAAUGAGCCCGGAAAACACACUUCUGCAGCCUAGAGAAGAGGAAGGCAUCAAAUAUGAGCGUACCUUCAUGGCAUCUGAAUUCCUGGACUGGCUGGUUCAAGAGGGUGAGGCCACCACAAGGAAAGAGGCAGAGCAACUUUGCAACCGUCUUAUGGAGCAUGGCAUCAUACAGCAUGUGUCCAACAAGCACCCUUUUGUGGACAGCAAUCUUCUCUACCAAUUUAGAAUGAAUUUCCGUCGGAGGCGAAGGUUGAUGGAACUGCUUAAUGAGAAGUCCACCUCUUCCCAGGAAACUCAUGAUAGUCCCUUCUGCCUGAGGAAGCAGAGUCAUGACAAUCGGAAAUCUACCAGCUUUAUGUCAGUUAGCCCCAGCAAGGAGAUCAAGAUUGUGUCUGCGGUGAGGAGAAGCAGCAUGAGCAGUUGUGGCAGCAGUGGCUACUUCAGCAGCAGCCCCACCCUUAGCAGCAGCCCUCCUGUGCUCUGCAAUCCCAAAUCCGUGUUAAAGAGACCUGUCACUUCUGAGGAACUCCUGACUCCUGGGGCUCCCUAUGCAAGGAAGACAUUCACGAUUGUUGGUGAUGCUGUUGGCUGGGGCUUUGUGGUGCGAGGAAGUAAGCCAUGCCAUAUCCAGGCUGUGGACCCAAGUGGCCCAGCGGCCGCAGCAGGAAUGAAGGUCUGUCAGUUUGUUGUUUCUGUGAAUGGACUCAAUGUGCUACAUGUAGACUACCGAACCGUGAGCAAUCUGAUUCUAACUGGCCCUCGGACCAUCGUCAUGGAAGUCAUGGAGGAGCUGGAAUGCUGAGCAGGUGGUCUUCCUGGCUCUGCAAGUGUCCAGAACAGCACAAAAUAAUGUAAUGACUAGACAUCUAUAUAAACACAUGGAGAGUGGACAUAAGAUUCUUUUCUCUUUACGACCACAUCUUUGAGUUUCAUACACAUCGAGUGUGGAAGAACUGGGUAGUAAUCUUAAAAAAGAGAGAGAAACACUAUUUACAUUAGCACAGAAAAAAAAUUAAGUUGAACUCUCACCAAAAUUAACAUGGCACUGUUUAUUAGAGGAUAUUGAUUUCAUAAAACUUCAAAUUAAAGCAACAUCCAGGGGAUAUUAUCUGUUAAGUCAGCAUUGUGAGGGAGGUCUUUAAGCAUCCGAGUGCUUCAACCCCAUAAAAUUCCUGCUUUAGUAUCAACAUUCAACAGAUGUUUUUAGUCUUGACAUCAGUUAAAAACAAAAACAAAAAAUCAAGCUCUUUGUGAGGAGGAGAGCAGACAGGGAGCCUCUGCUUAAAAAUAUUUGCUGUUCUUUUUUUUCUGAACCUAAAUUAUUUUGUUCUAUCAAUCAGCUAGCUACAGCAACUUUCUAGAAUUCUGAGUAUGUUGAAUAUCAAAACAAGAAAGUUUGUAUAUACACAUGUAAUUCAAAAUCAAGCCUUCUAGGAUGAUUUUACUUUGACAUUGUACAUUUGUAAGUUAAAUAGUCUAGGUCUUGACCCAUCUGUGAUAAAACUUGAAACUCUAAAUUGCCUUAUUGGCCUGAAUUUUUACUAGCUUUCUAGUUAACACAUUCUAAGUACAUGAUGUGCUGCUUAUUUGGUGGGAUUCCCCCCAAAAAAAAACUUUUUUGUGCUGUAACUUUUUGCUCAUUUGUAUAUAUAUCUUUCUUUUCUCUGUCUAGAAAAAUGCAAUUUAGGACUUGGCGUAUGUAAGAAAUAUCUCAAAGUGCCAAAUUAGGGAGUCAGAGAAUGCUAAAUUCUUCAUAAAUUAAUGUCAUGCAUUCUGAAAAACCAUGUUACUUUCUUACCAUAUAUUGCCAAAAAUAUGAAUGUUGUACCUCAGCCCUUUUUUGAUCAGGUUAUGCUUAAUGUAUUGGUACUGGUGAAAUAGACAUAAUGUACUGAAGUUGUUACAUAUAGAUGUUUCUGGUGAUUCAUCUUUUCUAAUCUGUAGUUGUAGUCACCGAAUAGAAUAUUGAUGUCAUAGAGAAUGUAUUACAAUACCAUUAACCUAUAUUUGAGAAAUACUAUAGUAUAUGUGUGUAUGGGUAUGUGUGUGUGUGUGUGUGUGUGUGUGUGUGUGUGUGUGUGCAUUUAUACUGUAUGCCAAACUCUGUGCUGUGGCAUUUAACAUAUGCAAUUUUUAAUCUUUGUGACUGGGGACAUGGCACAGUGGAUAUUACAUUGGACUUUUAAGCAUGAAGACCUGAGUUCAAUCCCUAACAUGACAUGUGCCAGAGUAAUACGCUGGGGCUUGCUUUCUUUCCUUUUUCUUUUUCAUAAUUAACAAAAUGAAUAUUAAAAUAUUCAUCCUCAACACAACUCUGUAAAGUAGUUAUUAUCACCCUAAUAUUUAGCUAUGGAAACAAAAUCUGAGCCAUAUUAAAAAUGGCUGCUAGAUUCAUACCACUGCAAGAACUACUGUGAUAGAACCUGGAUUCAGACAUGAGCUUAUUUGAUACUAAAGCCUAUACUCCUCAUCCACAUUUUAUCCUAGUCUUUUUCCACCUAGAGAUCUUACUUUUAUGGUUUAGUCUUCACUAAGUGCUAUAUUAAAAGUGUAUGAUACUUAUCCUAAUUUGCCUUUACAGUCAGUUUUGCUCAUGAUCUCCAUUUGAAACUGAAGAUGCUAGGUAAGUCUUAUGUCCAAGGUCACACAACUUGUUAGUUUUAGAACACAUUUGUAAACAUCUGUAAAGGGUAAGUCUUAAAUUCUUUCUGUCCCUAGGUAUUCACUAACUGACAAAAGAUAAUGGCCAUUCUACUGGAACUGGUAUUAGCUUGCUGGUUGCUUGUAUACUUUCCUUCCAUCCCAACACACCAUAUCUGGGAACCUGACAUAACAUCAUUUCUCUUUUUGCCAAUAUAAGUACCAGAGAAGUAUGUUUCUAUCUGUCCCACACAGCCUUCUGCCUGAUUCAGAGUGUCUUGGUGUCAUUAGUCAAAGUCAAACAAUACUGAUAAGUAAGAAGGAAAGGAGGAAGGGAGGGAGACAAGAGAAGAAAGAAGGAAGGAGGGAGUGGAGUUUGUGGGGGAGGGAGAAACUGUUUCCUUCUUUGAUUUCAAUAUAGAUGUCAAAUUGCAUAAGAUUCUACUAGAAUAAAGAGACUUAUCACCUUAGGUAGGCCUUUAACCUACUCUUUUUACCCUUGCACUAUAAUUAAAGCAACUGUUCCCACUCCCCUAGAGGCCCCAUCUUGCUCACUGUAGUCUUUGUACAUGCAGUUUCUCCUCUCUAAAAUAGUUUUCCUUUUUGUCUUUGCCUGGAAAAAAAAACUUAUUAACUUCACUCCUCUGCGAAUUCUUUAUGAGUUUAGGGAUCACUGCCUCUUCUCUAAACUUCCAUGAACCCUUGUACUCCAAGCCCCCUAGGAUGAUAGCAAUGAGGGUGUCUACUCUAAAUCUAUCCUAUUAUAAUACCAUAUCCCUCAUUACAAUUUAGACAUCUGUACGACAGGAACCAUAUUUACUCAGACUAUUUCCAUUCCCUAAUGUAGUUCCUGCCACAGGUUAUCUGCUAUCUAUUCCUAAUAAAUGGACUACCACAAAGCAAAACUCCUAGUGCUGUUUAUUUGCUUAUGACCCUGUGAGCUGGCAGUUUGUGCAGAGUUCUUCUGUGCUAGUCAACUAAUGCUCCAUGUUGCGCUCACUGGUUCAAACAAAUAUUUGAGUGGAAGAAGCAGGUUGAUGGCGGGGAUGGGUAAAUUUGGCUGGCUAGAAUAAAUUGGGGUCCGAGUCGUGGAGCACCUGGUUGAGCCCACAUGUUCCAAUGUGAAAGGACCAGGGUUCAAGCCUCCAGUCCCCACCUGCAGGGGGAAAGCUGCAAGAGUGGCAAAGCAGUGUUGUAGGUCUGUCUCUCUUCCCCUUUAUCUCUCCCUUCCCUUUCAAUAUCUGGCUGUCUCUAUCAGAUAUAGAUAAAUAUUUUUUUAAAAAAGAAUAAAUUGACAGUGACUGAUAGAAGUUUCUCAGUUUUAUUCCAUGUGAUUUUUCCUCAUCACUAGACCAGUCUUUCUCACUAGGCCUUAUGAGAUCAAAAGAGGGUGAGAACAGAAACUACAAGACCUCUUGUGGACUUGCUUGGAAGGUACACAGUGUCACUUCCAUAGCAUCUUAUUGGUCAAAGAAGGUCAUAAAACUAAGCCCCAAAUCAGGAGAUAGGCAAACAGUCUUUGCCAUCUGUUGGGAGGAACAGCAAAGAAUUUGUGGCCAAUUUAAAUCCACCAAGAAUAGGUACUCACUUUUUUUUUUUCUGGUCAAGGUUGAAGAAGUUAACUAUUAAAAGACUUCAGCUAUCCAAAUUCAAAUUACUGAACAACUACAGGCUAGAAGUGCAAUAUCAAUUUGUAAAUAAAGCUUGGCACCUAAUGAAAAUGUCAAAGUUAAAGUUAAAACAUCUUAAAAUGAGAGUGCUGCGUGGAGCUGUGGAGAGUACACUUUAGUCUCACUUUGCUGAUGGGGCAACUGAAGUGUGGAAUGGCCAAGUGGUGAGCCUGACCUCAUAAGGUUUAUUUGGGUCAAAACACAAGCCAAACCAGAAUCUUCUGUCCCCUUCCAUUAAUAUCCUUCACAGUGUGACCUUGUGCAGUGGAAACAAUGUACUAGGAAUAGAUUUGGUGUAUUUGGAGUGGUGGCGGGGCCUUUCAUUAAAUCCUAGGUUGUGCUAUGCACUUAUGAAGGUUAGGGGUAAACCUUAAUUUGAUUCAGAUCUUGAGUUGUUAACUUUUGUCAUUUAGAAAAAUAAUUGUUUGAGGUAAUAUCUGUGACAAAUGAACUGCUUUAAGCAUGUACAAUUCCUUCUUAAAUGUAGUACCAAGGCUUACUCUAAAUUAAGAAUAAGCAGUAUUUCUGAGAGUUUUUUCAUAUGAAUGUGUGUGUACAUGUGUGGGUGUGUGUGGUCUGUGUGAGGUUCACUCAGUGAGAGUCUAUCUUUAUAAUGACGUUCUUUUUCCCUAUAGAACACCCCUUCAAUUUUUCUCAGGUGUUUUGCAUUAUGCAUUUAUCAUUGGCAUGUGUGAUGAAAAUGGAAUUUCUUUUUGUUUCCUUGUCAAUAUGAUACACACUUUCAGUACUAAUGUGAAAGCCACACUUGUCAAGUGUACUCGAGAGGAAGAAAUGCAGUUCUCUUUUGGACUGAUCUCUGUCUGAUGCUUUACUAGUAUUCUCUGUAGAGUAUUUGUAUAAGCUAAUAAGAGGAUUUUCUGAGAAUUAGUAGGUAGCAUGAUGUCAUCCAUAUUUGAAUAGACUGAAUGGAUUAAAUUCACACCAUCUUAUAAAAAGAGAAUACAUUUGGAUGUUUAAAAAACACUGUAUUGUGCUCACAGUAGAAUAUCAUAGUUCUAGCUAUUCAUUCCUUUCAAAUGUAUUGUGAAAAUCUGCUUUAAAGUCCUAUUUUAAACUGAUGUCACUAUUAUCUCUGGCUGAGCAUUAAUCCUGCUUUAUUUUUAUUACAAAUUAUCAGAAUUAAUGUGAACAUAUCAUUUUUAUCAUUUAGCUGACUGAUGUCACUAUGGUAUCACUCACUUUAGGAAGAAUUUCAGGUAUAAUAAGAAUACGUAUAAGAAUUUUCAGGUAUAUUUCUAGUUCAAUACCCAAAGGACAAAAUUUCAGCAUACCAAAAUGAAGGUCAUAUCAAAGUUAGCCUAUGGGAUUGUCAAAUGCGUUAAUAUAUGAAUUUAAUAUAUAUGUUUAGUUUGAAAAUUUGGUUGAAAUUCAUAUCCUCCCUUUACUAGAAUUGACAGCAUAGUAUUUAAAAUUAUAAUGUGAAAUAGUAUAUGAUAAAGUAAAUGUUAAAAAUUUUAAACAAUAACUUCAGGGUUUCCUAUCUGUUCAGAAUGCAGAUACUUUUUAAUCCUUUGAAAGGGUUGCAUUUUAUAGCUGAUAUCUGACUAACUUGUCAGGAAAAACACAUCAAGCUCAUACCUAAUUUUGUAAUGUAGCGUAAAGUGCCAAUUGAUGGAUGUGUUCUGAUUCUCUUUUGCUUGAAGAAAAAAAAAGUUAAUUAAAAUCUUUUUUCUGCAUUGUAUUUAAUUUGUUAUCAUUUUGUCCUUACACACUUCAGUAUUGCUACGUGUCAUUGAGAAGUCCAUAUGACAAAAUCCUAUAUGGUUGUUUUCUAUUCUAGAAGAAUAUUAGUUCUUUUUCUUUUCUUUAAUAUUUGUGGGGAGUUAGGUAAAUUAUGGGGAUGAGUGGUUAUUUGAACUAUACUCAGUAUUAACCAAAAGAACCUAACAGUCACUCACUUAAGAACCUUACUAAACACUUGUGUUUUGCUGGACAUUGCAUUUAGAUUCGGAAAUACAAAAUUUAGGGAUACAAAACUGAAUUGACAUGCCCCUGUAUCCAGCCCAUUCUGUAAAGUCACUUUUAGAUCUGUUUCCUAGAAAUAUUCUCUCUAUGGGACAGGUAGUUACGAAGUCAUGGUACUGACAGUAAUGGCAGUGCCACAAACUACCAUCCAAUUUAACAACAGAACACUGACAACCUUUCUUUAACUGUUCCUUCCCAAUCCUGAUCCAAGUUUCUGUUACCUGGCAUAAUGACAAUGGGGAAUGUUGAGUUUACCAUUUUCUUGUUCUUUUUUUUCUUAAUGGUUUUCUGGGAUUCUUUUUAAUGGACUGUAUUAAAAGAGCAUCAAGUUUUAAAUAGUCUGGCACAAGCAUGAUUUUUAUUCAGGAUUAUAUUAUGAUUCUUCUAAAUUUUUGUGCAUAGUUAUAAUCGGUUUAAUUUUUGUAACUUCACAAUUUUCUCAAUCACUUAUUUUUUCUUGUCAAUGGCUAUGUGUUUUUACUAUUGCUGGCAUAAAUGGAAUGACCAUGAACAUUUUCUUGCCAUGUCCUGGGAACAUGUGAAGGGGUUUCUCUUAGGUAGUCACUUAGAGUUGUUGAGUCUUGGAAAAUGUUAAUGCUAAUUUUGCAAAGUGACAUCUAACUGGGUUCUACAGUGACUGGACCAAUGUAUACUCCAUGUAAAAUGUAAAAGUGAAAUAUGUUAAUCAGUAUCUUCUCCAAUAUUUGAUAUUCUAAAACUUCAUAUAUUUUAUCUAAUAAAUGUUCAUUUGGUUCAUGA